This is a messenger RNA of Gymnodraco acuticeps, 837 nucleotides long. Its product is annotated as protein Bouncer-like. The transcript has 4 exons. The record is from RefSeq and is a predicted model, not a curated record. Bases 230 to 643 code for a protein of 137 amino acids. Lineage: Eukaryota; Metazoa; Chordata; Actinopteri; Perciformes; Bathydraconidae.
AUUGUUGGAGGAGCUAAGGUCAGAAGAAUGUCAUUGCCAUUUCUACACUGUAGCUUUGUGCAUAUGACAAUAAAAUCUUUGAAUCUUGAAAUGUAAUCCAACUACCAUCAACUCUAAAGAAUCCAGGAAGUGACUGCAUCACAGACUGUAUUUUUUUCACAAAUUAAACAAAUCAGCUUUGUUCAAUGCGGUGCUGGUGCAGGAACUGUUCUCUUAUCUGUAAAGCACAAUGCCUGACCUGCCGUCAGUGCCCUGUUGGCAUAUCUGGGACCUGUCUCUCUGGAAAGGACCUCCAAUGUGGUGCAAAUGCAAAAAACCACAAUGCCUUACCUGCCGUCAGUGCCCUAUUGGCACAUCUGCGACCUGUCUCUCUGGAAAGGACAUCCAAUGUGCUGCAAAUGAGCUCUGCUUUCAAGGGGAACUAAGGUUCAAUGGGACAGAACAGGUAUCCCUGCACAAACGCGGCUGCCUGAGCAGCACUCUGUGUGGGACACUACUGGACAGCAACUUGCUCGGUGAAGGAUUCACUGCGUUCCUCCAGUGUUGUGCAUUUAACCUGUGUAACGGAGCUGCGUCUGUCCAGCUGUCUGUGACUGCAGCCCUCUCUGCCGCCAUGCUGUCCUCUCUGUGGGGCUUGUUGUAGUUGUACAUUACCUGUUUGUUUCUACAGCAGUCCCCUGAGAAGAUAUGUUCACUUUUUGCACUUAUUAUGAUAUGAAGUGAUCAUUAUAAAUCAGAAUACUUUAUUAUUUACUUUGAUUUGUCCUAUCUACUAUGUAUUCAAAAGAUCAUUUUCCAACCUAUGAAGCAUCAAUAAAAAGCAUCACUAUGAUAUGU